Molecule: messenger RNA, 511 nt
Organism: Thamnophis elegans (Western terrestrial garter snake)
Lineage: Eukaryota; Metazoa; Chordata; Lepidosauria; Squamata; Natricidae
Gene: VAMP5
Product: vesicle associated membrane protein 5
Exons: 3
Coding region: 156-488 (110 amino acids)
Biological process (GO): Golgi to plasma membrane protein transport
Cellular component (GO): plasma membrane
Source: RefSeq, a predicted model, not a curated record
AGGGCCCUGGAGGGCGGUGCGAGGGCGGCGAGCUGCCAAGCAGCAGCGGGGCCCGCCUACGCUCGCCCCCGGCCGGCCAGAGGACGCUGCUCGGACUGCUCCCGGAGGACCCGGCCCGGGUGGAGGCGCCGCCGCUGCAGCUCCCAGCGCCGGCCAUGAGUGAGAACCAGCUGCAGCAAUGCCAGCAGGCGGCUGAGGAGGUGACAGAAAUCAUGCUACAGAACUACACCAGGGUACUGGACCGUGAGGGCAAGCUUAGCGAGCUGGAUGACAGGGCUGAUGAGCUUCUUAAACAGAGUUGUACUUUCACCAGGACAACUAAGACUCUGGCCCAGAAGAAACGCUGGGAGAACGUGAAGUUCAAGAUCAUCCUGGUGGCAGUGGUUGUGGGGAUUAUCCUGCUCAUCGUCUCAGCCAUUCUCUACUUCACUCUCUCUGGAUCUGGGAACCAGGAGGCUCCAGCACAGAUCAGCGCUGGGGGUGACUGAUCUGCCCACACUCCAGAACUGCC